Megalobrama amblycephala (Wuchang bream) is the source of this 3225-nucleotide messenger RNA. RefSeq names its product immunoglobulin superfamily containing leucine-rich repeat protein 2-like. Gene Ontology annotation, molecular function: protein binding. Lineage: Eukaryota; Metazoa; Chordata; Actinopteri; Cypriniformes; Xenocyprididae. The record is from RefSeq and is a predicted model, not a curated record. The transcript is spliced from 2 exons. The coding region runs from base 266 to 2377 and encodes 703 amino acids.
GGGAGCGCGCAAUGAAUUCUGUCCAAACUCAAGCGCGAUGAGAAAACAGCCUCUGGACUGCUCAGCAUCACACGGACACUAAAAUGUAUCAUCUGCCGUCUGCGAACCAAAACAGCAGAGAUUUCCAGCGGGAUAUAAAAGGCUACAUCAUGUUUUGGGAUAAUUUGACAUCUGAGCAUUAAAUAUUGCUUUUAAAUUUCAUCAAGUGUCGUGUUGACUGAAAUCCGCGCGAGUGUUAGGAAUAUAUCACUUACAGGAGCUGAAAAUGGCAACUAAAUACCUGAUGCUUAUUGCCUUGGGGACUGCAGUGAUUGGCAGUGUGCACUGUUGCCCUCAGCAGUGUGCCUGCUCUGAUAAAUAUAACCACCAGUUUGCAGAUUGUGCCUACAAAGACCUUCUGGAAGUACCCAUGGGCUUGCCAUCCAAUGUGACCACCGUGAGUCUUUCAGCUAACAAGAUUAAAGUGCUGAAAUCCAAAACCUUUAUAAAUGUGACCCAGGUGACCUCUCUUUGGCUGGCUCACAAUGAAAUCGUCACCGUCGAGAGGGACACCUUGGCUCCGAUGAUUCAGCUGAGAAAUUUGGACAUUAGCUACAACAAAAUUGUGCAUUUUCCAUGGGAGGACUUGACCAAUCUCACUGCCCUGCAGAUGUUAAAGAUGAACAAUAAUGAGAUGGUCAGUAUCCCCAAAAAUGCUUUUUCCAACCUGAAGGACCUGCGUUCAGUCCGUAUUAACAAUAACAAGUUUACCACCAUCGUGGAGGGAACGUUUAAUGCUUUGACUGCCAUGUCCCACCUCCAAAUCUUCCACAACCCCUUCAUCUGCUCCUGCAAGCUUGAGUGGCUUAGGGACUGGAUCAUCAAAUCCUCAAUCUCAAUCCCUGACCAAAACAACAUUAUCUGCGAUGCUCCUUCCCACCUCAAAGGUACACAAGUCACUAGCAUGCCCAAACUGGAUUGCAAGGCCCCAUCCAUGUCCAUCACGUAUCAGCCAAACAUUGAAAAAACCGAACUCUAUGAGGGAUAUAUGGUCACGCUACACUGUGAAACAAAAGGAACCCCUAAACCUGAUGUCACAUGGGAAAUAUUCGCUGGAAACCAACUAAUUACAUUCCCUUUGCCCGCCAUUGUCGAAAAAAUUGAGAUUCCAAUUAAUGGGCCGCCUACGAACACCAGGUUUCUUGUGUUUCAAAAUGGCACCUUGAUCAUCCCUCGCUUGAGCAAGAAAGAAGAUGGCAACUACACCUGCUCUGCUGUCAAUGACAUGGGAAAAGCCGAGAGCUCGGUGAGACUUGUUGUCGCAGCCACCAAAAAGCACACCAUCAAUUCAAUGCCUGACACAAAAUCACCCAGCCAUUUACCAGAAGACAAACUUGGUUCAAAAGGCUCCAAAAACAGCGUUAUUAAAUCUGAGGAGAAGACAAAGAGCCUUUCACCAGGAACAUCUAAAGAGCAAGUGGUGCAUAAAGAGAAAAUGGAAGAAGGGACCGAUAGUUUGCCGUUUGUUGGCAAAUGUGGAAUAAAUGAUGGUACGCAGUACAUCUCCAACCAUGCUUUCAACCUCAGCUUGGAUGAACUCAAACAGUACACGUUUGAUUUCGGGGUGAUCGCUCUGGAAGUUUCAGAGACUGAGGCCAAAGUUCAGCUGAACCCUUUCCAGAUGGCUAACGCAAAGUCAAACAUUCACCUCAGUCAACAAGAAGACCUCCAAACUGUGAAUAAGGAGCCAUCCACCAAAAAGUCAGUCCAGGACAUGUUGUACCUUUGCGUCAGUAUUGGCAAUGGACAUUCAGUGGUGCAGUGGUCCAAAAUAGAGGAUGGCGUCAACGCCUAUCGCUUUCAGCACCUCAAGCCAGGCACUAAUUACACCCUGUGCCUCACCUAUGGAGGCCAGGACUGUCAAGUCCAAGUGGUCUUUACAACCCGGAAGAAAAUCCCAUCUUUGUUUAUUAUAGUGGUCGUUAGCAUUUUUUUGCUAGGUUUGGCAACCGUGCCCCUGAUGGGAGCCACCUGCUGCCAUCUGCUCUACACGUAUCAAGGCAAGACCUACAAGUUGAUUAUGAAGACACAAAACCCAGAUCAGAUGGAGAAGCACAUAGCAACGGAUUUCGACCACCGGGCGUCUUUUGUGGGAUCUGAGAAGAAUUUUAACCCGAGUGAGCUGGGAGAGGGUGAAGGCGAGGCUGAUGGUGAGGAGGGAGAUGGAGAUGGUGAGGACAUCGAGGGCAGCGUGGUGACUGAGUCCAUUCCCGAGUCACAAUCCAAAACGCAGGAGGAGUUUGAAGUUGGAUCCGAAUACAGCGAUCGGUUGCCGCUUGGGGCUGAAGCCGUAAACAUAUCUGCGGAGAUCAACGGUAAUUACAAACAACCCCGUUGAGAUGUUUGUUCUUCAUUUGCUCCGAAACACAAUACAAAAGUGAACACGGACUGUCAUCUCACGUAAUACAGAUACGCGCUGAUUAUCGCGCGCUCAUUUUUACCUCAGCAAGUUAGCAGUAAGUGCAUACGAUGAGUGUUCAUUAUUACAAAUAGGAUUUUGAGAUUUAUCGAGCGGACUGGACUUAAUAAACAAAUCUAUCUUCAAAAGAAAAACCUCAUAAUAGCUACAAUUCACUUUCCGUAAGUCUCGUCACUUUCGUAAUCGUACAUUGUCUCAAGUAGCCUAGCAUCCAUUUUAAGUCAUCGAUAUAGUGGACAUCGAGCGCUUCUGAGGGAAAUGUCACCCUGUUACUCUUUUCACAGCAUGUGUGUGUCUGGAAAACGAACCAGGUCACCUUGAACAAAAAAAUGAGUUUGUUAAGUGUAAUGUGGGAUCCCAAAAAUGUGUGAUUUUUAAUCUCUUUCUGCGAACGGGUGCUUUACAAAUAUCUCUCGCCUUUACGAAUUGACUGAACGUGUCCUUUCUUCUCUUCGAGAUAGCCUUUAUUCGUGGCAUGUCACACAAAAGUAUUUUCAAGUGUGUUUUAUUAGGGUACUAUAGACUGUAGAUAUUCAAUGUCAAUUUGUGAUGUAAGCCAAGUAAUCUGAGAAAAUGUUCUCUCUUUUUUUAUAAAUAUAAAUGGUCCGUUUUUACCAUCAGUCGAUCCGACAUCGAGUGUCCAGUAAAUUGACGCAUAGUGGCUUGUUUCGUGUCCAGCUGUCCAAUGAUGUUGUAAAAAAUACUCGAACCUUUUAAAGAUUUUGAUAUGAUUUUAUGUACGUGACCUUAAUAAAAUAUUGAACGAA